UGUUUGUUGUUGUUUGCUAGCACAGAAGUAGUCGUGCAGCUUGUCAGUUAUUGGUGUUAUUACACUACGUUUUUCUAUAUAUUUUAUGCAAUAAUGACAAACGAGGAAGACAAAAAUCUUCACUUUUACUUUUGUAACUGUUUCACCACUGAUAAUAUUUACCUGGAGGACUACAAGCUCCAUGUCAGCUUCUUAUCCGAGCAGCAGUUCAGACAGGAUUAUCAAACACUGUUUAUGAGGCUUGGCUGCGUGACGGACCAACAGUUUGAGGAUGUGUUCAACAAGAUUUCACAGGAAGUGGACAGGCGAAGGCGUCUAGGUGUGACAUCUGCUGAGAGAGCAGCUGCUAUAAAAGACGUGUACCAGCCUCUCCAUCCUCAUGUCUACCAUCUGCAGGAGUCGUACCUCGCACCGAAGUUCAAGCAGAUUGUUGAGUAUUGUCGAGGCAGUGAUAUCAGUGAAGAAGGUCUGGGAGACCUUUUGGAGGAAGAGGCAGCUGCGAGGGUUUAUCGCUUUCCUGUGUUUGAGAAGAGCUUCUGUGAGGAGUUGAUGGAGGAGCUGGAGCACUUUGAGCAGUCCUCCGCCCCUAAAGGAAGACCCAACACCAUGAACCAUUAUGGGAUCCUCCUGAAUGAAUUGGGCUUUGACGAGGGCUUCAUCACGCCCCUCCGUGAGCUCUACUUGCAUCCGCUCACCUCCCUGCUGUACCCGGACUGUGGGGGGCGCUGCCUGGACAGCCACAAGGCCUUUGUUGUUAAAUAUGACAUGAAUGAGGACUUGGACCUGAGCUACCACUACGACAACGCAGAGGUCACCCUUAAUGUUUCCCUGGGCAAGGACUUCACAGAGGGCAACCUGUAUUUUGGUGAUAUGAGACAGGUGCCUUUAAGCGAGACGGAGUGUUCAGAGGUUGAACACAGGGUGACCGAGGGGCUUCUCCAUCGGGGCCAACACAUGCACGGGGCCCUGCCCAUCUCCUCCGGCCAGCGCUGGAACCUCAUCAUCUGGAUGAGAGCCUCACAGGAACGCAACAAACUUUGCCCCAUGUGCAACAGGAAGCCAACGCUGGUGGAAGGGGAGGGCUUUGCUGACGGGUUCACCAAAACCUCAGAGCCACUGCUCAACACUUCAUGCGUGUUGACAUGAAGUAUCAUGCUGCUGUCAGCCUUUAAUAAAGCCACUGUGUGUAGGAUUUAAAAUUUUGCUGAAGGACUAAAUGAUUCUGAAAAUGAUUUCGGCUUGUCCAAUAUAUAUUUUCUGUCAACAGACAGAUAUUCUAAAGUUUGGAUGUUGUUGAGAUAAUCACGACUACACUGGGUCACUGUAUUGACACAUUUUGACUGUAUUCCAAAUUGGAAUGAUGAAUAUUUAUAAUUAAUACUAUUAGUAAUAGUAAUGGUACUAUAACUCUGUGUUUCAGAUGUUUGGUGUAGUAUCUCAUUUUGUAACAAGUAUAUAUAUAUGACUUUAUUGUCUUAAAUAUCAGUCCAAUAAGAUCAAUGAAGCCCAGGCCCCAAUAUUUAUAUACAGUGUGACUGUACUGUCAUAUUUUGUGCCAAAGAAUUAAAGAUAAGGGAAACCAC
Epinephelus fuscoguttatus (brown-marbled grouper) is the source of this 1583-nucleotide messenger RNA. RefSeq names its product 2-oxoglutarate and iron-dependent oxygenase domain containing 2 (gene ogfod2). Gene Ontology annotation, molecular function: L-ascorbic acid binding; oxidoreductase activity, acting on paired donors, with incorporation or reduction of molecular oxygen; iron ion binding. The record is from RefSeq and is a predicted model, not a curated record. Bases 94 to 1146 code for a protein of 350 amino acids. The transcript has 7 exons. NCBI's taxonomy places the organism in Eukaryota, Metazoa, Chordata, Actinopteri, Perciformes, Serranidae.